CCUCUCUCUCCCCCCUCUCCUGCCCCACUUUUCUCCCUCCGCCUCCAUCUCUGUCUCUGUCUGGCCUCCCACCUCCCGGCCCCCUCUGACCCGGUCCCCCCCCCCCCGGUGUUUGUCCCCAUAGUCCUAGAGAUCCUCAGUUUGAUCCAGAAGCGGGAAUUGGCACGGGCAGAUGAGCACAUCCUGGAGUUGGAGGCUGAGGAGAAGCUGAUGACCUCCGGCUCCAGCCCUGGCAGCCUCGAGGGCGGCCGGAGUCUUCCUGAGGGCCGCCGGGCCCGAGACGUGACCCUCCUCUAUGAGGCCCUGCAGCGAGAGCUCUGGGCACUGAUCAGGGAGACCCUGGCAGACCCUGGAGCCACUGGGGGGCCCGGAGGGGCCCCCCUGACCCAGCUGGGCCAGGUGCUGGCCCAGGAAGAGGAGGCUGAUGGGCGCCGAGGACCAGGAGCAGCGCGGAGGUUCCGGGCUCGCUGGGCUGAGGCUGUGGCCCAGGUGGCCGGGGAGCGACUGGAGGAAGCUGCCAGGAUAGAGGCCGAGGCCAUGGCCGGGAGGCUGGAAGCCCUGAGAGCCAGGCUUCGAGAAGACAUGGGAGCUGUUCGGACCCGCCUGGCCCCCACUUACCCACCGAGCCUGGGAGCCUUCGGUGUCUAUCUUCGGGGCUACCAUGGGGCCCUCUCUGACUGGCUGAGGAAGGCCACCUACCACUGGCUCCCUCUGGCUGACCGCUAUGCCCUUCUGUAUUGGCACAACCAAGUUUAUCCAAGGGAGAUCUCGGGCCUGGUGAACAUGGUGGCCCUGGAGAACGGACAGCUGGGGCCCCUGCUUCCUGCCGAAACUGUUCGGACCCUGGAGGAUGAAUGCGUGACUGACGUCAAGGUGACUGGGGGGGAAGGGGGAAGGGUCGAGUAGGUCACCAGAGGUUUUCGGGGUCCCCCCCGGCCCCUGCCUUGGACAAUCCUGUCCUUCCCCAGACUGUGGCUCUGGACCAGGAGGGACACGACAAAAAUGGCCAAAAGAGAAUCCAGCCCAAGCCUGAAGGGCAGUGGCUGUACCUGGAGACGGGGGGCAGAUAGCCAGCAGCAUCAGGACAGUCGUGACAGCCUAGACGAGGCUGAGUGCUUGCAGAGGGGCCAGAGAGACAAGGGACCCCACAUGGGCAGGAAUCAGAGGACUCUGUUUCUGUCCCUCUUCUGCCUCCACCCCAACCAUCUGAGCAGGGAGAGCACCAACAAUGGUGAACCAGAAAAGGAGGAGGAGGUGCCUCACUUUACCCUGGAGGGAAGCUUACCUCACUGACCCACAGAGCCUGAAGUCUUCCAAGUACCUUUGAGGCUAUCAUAGAGCCCUCUGGGGACUUUGAAAAGGCAAGGAAUGAGAAGUGAGUGCAUUCUAGGCACAAAGGACACAGCCUGGAGAAAGGCACGGAGGUGGGACACUCAUUUCUUA
Gracilinanus agilis (Agile Gracile Mouse Opossum) is the source of this 1443-nucleotide messenger RNA. Its product is annotated as exocyst complex component 3-like protein 4. Gene Ontology annotation, cellular component: exocyst. The record is from RefSeq and is a predicted model, not a curated record. The transcript is spliced from 2 exons. The coding region runs from base 211 to 906 and encodes 231 amino acids. Gene Ontology annotation, biological process: exocytosis; exocyst localization. Gene Ontology annotation, molecular function: SNARE binding. Lineage: Eukaryota; Metazoa; Chordata; Mammalia; Didelphimorphia; Didelphidae.